GUGCAAUAGUACAAUUUACAAAUUACAAUCUUUUAGUACAAUCUGCGAUAUCUGGGCAUCCACAUUCGCCAAAAAAUGUGCGGCUAAAACCCCCCGCGACCCGCAAAGCGGCGGCGAAACAGUCGGACAAAAGCGACAUAAAGAAACGAAGCGAGAAGAAGACGGGCGAAUUAAACAAGUUUCGUUUGCGUGGAACGAAGAAUUGCGUGGAAAGAAAGCGAGCGUAGAAGAAGCAGAAGAGCAGCAAAUGCAAUAAUGUUUAAUGUUUAAACAAAUUUGCCAAGGAGUUUCGUUCUUUUUUUCGAAUCGUCAUCCGUGAAUGCGUGUGUGUGUGAGCUGUGAGUGCGUGUGCCAGCGUGUGUGUGUGUGUGCAUGUUGUGAAGUGGAAAGAGUGGAAAUAAAAUGAGAGUGUGCAAAUGAAGUUGGCCAAGCCCAAAACAGCGAGAAUUAAUUAAAGCGACUAAGAAAAGUGCCCGUCGCCCAAGGAUUAAUCACGCCCAGGGGUCAAGCAACCACCCACCCCGCCAAACCAGCCAACCAACCAAACAAAAACACAGAGAAAAGAGUGAAAACCGAUCGGCAGCAGGACGCCGAAGGACCCAAAAUGAGCGAGGAACUGAAAGUGGUGCUGCGGCGCAGCGAGCAGCAUUCCGGUUUCGGGUUUUCGCUACUCGGAACCACCGGACCGCCACAUGUCAUCUACGACAUCGUCGAGAAUUCGCCGGCAGCCGAUUGCGGAGCGGUUGAGGCCGGGGAUGUCAUCCUCAAAGUCAACGGAACGGAUGUCCAUCGCUACACAACGAAGGAAGUUCUCAAAUGCCUGCGCCUGUCGGAACAGCUGGUGACCUUGGAGCUGAAGCGAGAUCCCAAGCUCAAGGCGCGGAUCAAAGAGCAGCUGGCCAACACCCAGAGUCCGCACUAUGUGGACAUUGAGUCGCCGAACAUAUACGACUACCACAGCAGCAGCACCAACUCCUCGCCGAAUCACCGGCCAAACGCUGGUGGUAAGGGGGCGGCGACCACGCCCUCGCAGAGCGGACUGCGCUACAAGUCGCCCACGCACUUGCCCUCGCUGCGGCAGAAUUCGUCGCCACUGCUGGCGAGUGGAUCCACCACGACCACAACCACCGCCACGCAUACGCACAGCCACAGUCGAAACUCCUCGGCCAGCUCCACCAAGAUCAAGGUGGUGGAGACGAGCAUCACCACCUCGACCACGAACGUAGUGGGUCUCACAUCGCCCACUGGUAGUGUCGGCGGUGGUGGUGGUGGGGAGGCCACCUCGCCCACCUUCCGCCCCUCACGCAUUCCACAGGCGCUCACCAAAUGUGCCGUACCCAAGCCCGUGCCCGUGCUCCAUUCGCCGCAGAAUAAGCGGCCGCGCCCCUCGCAGAUUCCGACAAAGGCGGCGAACGGAAACGGGAACGGACAUACCGCCCAUCUGCCACCGCAAUCGCUGCAGCACUCGAACAGCUACAGCGGCAGUCCGGUGACCAGGCAGCGGUUUGCGGACAGGGAGCCGGAGCGGGAACCGGAACCGAACUCGGCGCCUCCGCAGCCGGCGAAAGCGCCACGCUUUGAGGCUUACAUGAUGACCGGUGACCUUAUUCUCAAUCUGUCCCGGACCCCGCAGACCAGCAACCCGCUUCCCGCCCAGGCCAAAAAGGUGGACAGCCUUCGCGAUUCACCCAGUCGUCUGGUAAAUCCGCGUAUCAACGGCGCACUUGCACCGCGUGCCUCUGGUGAAUCCUCGCCCACGUCCUCCUCCUCGGUGGACUCGCCCACCAACACCAGCUCAGAUUCCGUGAAGCGUGAGGCGAAGCUGCUGCAGAAGCAACAGCAGCAGCAACAAACUUACCAACAGCAACAGCAGCGGGACAGCAUCAACAACAGCUACAACCGUAAGGAUUCGCUGACCAACGAUACGCUGCUGAUGUGCGAGGAGUUGGAGCCGGACGAGGAGGCCGAGUAUGUCCUUGAAGAGGACAACAAGCAGCAGCGGCAGCGCCAACAGCAACAACGAUACCACCAGCAGCAGAAUCAGCAACGCUACGAAUACUACCAAAACGAGGACGAGCUGGAGGAACAGGAGGAGGUUGAGGAGGAGCGCGAGGAGGAUCAAACUCACUACGACAUCACCAAUAUCGAAACCUAUCAGAGCGGCGUGGGCCGAGGUGACGACGAUGACAGUGAUCGGCAGUGCCUGGUGGACGACGACGAUGAUGACGAUGCCUACGACGAUGAGGAGAACGAUGCGGGCGACGAGGAUUAUUCCACCAACUCUAUGGGCUCCGGUUCAGCCAAGCAACGAUUGCGGGCGCUGAAACAGCGCACUGCCACCCGCCAACAGCAGCGCAACCGCGAUGCCGUCGACUGUGCAGGACGCUCCGGAUCAGGAUCUUCAUCUACCACGGUCAAGAGCGAGGCUGGCGGCCUGGGCCUAGAUGAAACCUCCUUCUCAGUGCCAACCUCUCCGAUCUCGCUGUCGACGCCGCUGAUCGACAAGGAGACAGCCAACUCGGUGCCCACGAGUCCGGAGCCCAGUUCGCUCGUUCCGGAGUCGAGCAGUGGCGCAGGCGCCGGAGCUGUGUUGGUGCGCCGGCACAACGGACAUGUGGUGCGGAAGUGUGAUGCCGCCGGUUUCCGCACCAGCAAGUCCGAGGACCAUUUGCAGCAGAUCCAGCGCGAGGACAUCGCCGCCGUGAUACCCAUCGACAUUGAUGAGGAUGUGAAUAGCUCGCUGAACACGCUGCUGGACACGCGUCAGGACUCCGAGGACUCGCAGGCAUCGGAUCGCGAUCGGAUCGUGUGGACCUAUAAUGCGCCUCUCCAGCCGCACCAGUUGGCGGCUCUCCAGAGACAGCAGCAACAGCAAGAGCAGCAAUUCCAGCAGCAGCAACAGCAGCUCCACCAGCAACAUCUGCAGCAACAGCAGCAACUCCAGCAGCAGCAGCAGCACCAGCAGCAGCAACAACAGCAGCAGCAGCAACUCUACGGUCAGCAAUCGCAUUCAAAUUCACAUUCAAGUUCCAUUAGUUCGUCGCCCCAGCACUCGGCUGUGGGCAGUCCGGCCUCGCCCACGUCGGUUUCCUCGUCGGUGAUGUCCUCGUCGGGCUCCAAGGGCGCCCUGGGCCUGGGCAGCAGCAGCAAUGGUCCCAUGGCCGCCGUGCAGCAACAACAGCAGCAGCAGCGGGAACAGGGCGGCCAGGUCGCGCAUCCGCCCAGCGGGAUUCCUGGCCUGCUUAGCUGCCCAGGUGGUGGGCCCGGAAACAAUGGUGGUGGUGGAGGCAUUGGUGGUGGUGGCAACAACGAUCAGAGCGUCUCAGAGGCCAUUUCGAAUAUAUCUAGUCCCGACUACCAAGACGACGAUAAUUUAUUGAGUUCUCGCGAUAUUCUAGGCGGCAUGGUACUUAGCGAUCCCAGUGAUUCGGACUCCACCAUUCUCGUCUCGGACGCGGCCGCCCAGCAGCGCCAGCAGCUCAAGCAGCAGUUGCGCGCCCAGCAGCAACAGCAGAGAGAAAGGGAACGGGAUAGGGAUCGAGACAGGGAACAGUCCGAGCACAAGGUGGUCAUCCAAGUGCGCGGACUGGAUAGCAACAGCAGCGGCGGCGGCAGCGUCAACUGCACAAACGGCCGCUCCGAGGAGGAUGUGGUCACGCUGACGGACGAGCCGCUGGGCACGAUGACCGUCGGUAUGCGGGACGCCUCGCCGCCAGUCUCCGAUGAUGGCAGCGAUGUGGAGUCCCUCCACUCGUACCACUAUUCGCCCAAGGCCGUGGACUUGCCCUCGGCUAUACGCCUGGCCAAAAGACUGCACUCCCUCGACGGUUUCAAGAAGAGCGAUGUGUCGCGACAUCUCAGCAAGAACAAUGACUUUAGUCGAGCGGUGGCCGAUGAGUAUCUCAAGCAUUUUAUCUUUGAGAAGAAGUCACUUGACCAAGCGCUGCGUGAGUUCUUGCAGCAGUUCUCGCUGUCCGGCGAAACGCAGGAACGGGAACGGGUGCUGGUGCACUUUUCCAAGCGCUUCCUCGACUGCAAUCCUGGCACCUUUAACUCGCAGGACGCCGUGCACACGCUGACCUGUGCCAUAAUGUUGCUAAAUACGGACUUGCACGGCCAGAACAUGAAUCGCAAGAUGAGCUGUGCGGAAUUCGUCGACAACCUGGCAGAUCUCAACGAUGGCGAGAACUUUCCCAAGGAUGUGCUCAAGUCGCUUUACCAGGCCAUUAAGACCAAGCCGCUUGAAUGGGCUCUAGAUGAAGAGGCUGGUGAUCUGCAGCAGCAAAGAGCCAACAAUAGUGCCCUGGGCAAUGUGGGCCACAAUCCCUUCCUUGAUCCCCCGGAACUGGCCACGGCUGUGGAAUACAAAAAAGGCUAUGUGAUGCGUAAAUGCUGCUAUGACAGCAGCUUUAAGAAAACUCCCUUUGGCAAACGAUCCUGGAAGAUGUUCUACUGUACGCUGCGUGAUCUUGUGCUGUAUUUGCAUAAGGAUGAGCACGGUUUUCGUAAAAGUCAAAUGUCCGACAAUCUGCACAAUGCAAUACGCAUACAUCACGCACUGGCCACCAAGGCCAACGACUACACCAAGAAGCAACAUGUGUUCCGGCUGCAGACGGCCGACCAGGCCGAGUAUCUUUUUCAGACUAGCGACUCCAAGGAGCUGCAGUCGUGGGUGGAGACGAUCAAUUACGUGUGCGCCGCUAUAUCAGCGCCGCCGCUCGAGGGCGGGGUGGGCAGUCAGAAGCGAUUCCAGCGUCCGCUCCUGCCCAGCAAACAAUCCAAGCUGUUGCUGAAGGAGCAGUUGGAUUCGCACGAGGUGCAGUUGGCGCAAUUAGAUCAGGAGCUUAACGAGCACAAGAAGGGUCCAAUUCCCAGCAAGGGCUUGGCUCUGCAGAACUACAAGGAGAAGGAGAGCUACUUGCAGUAUGAACUUCGUCGCUAUCGCACCUAUGUGAGCAUCCUAAGCGCCAAGAUGCUGGCUGACCAGCAGCAGUUGGAGCUGCAGGCGCAGCAGCCGUCUCCAGCGUCGCACGAGGAAGAGGCCGACACAUUCCCAGUGGGCACCACUGCCUGCCCGCCACCCACGCCGCAAAGUAUUAACCAGAAGGAUCAGCAGAAGGAGCAGCAGCAACAGCCAACGAACAGAUGGUUCGAUGUCUUCUGCUGCUGUUGCCCACUCUGGCGGCACUUGAUCCAUUCGAAAAGCCUUUAAACAACUUAGUCUCUUGCCAAGAUUUAGCCAUCAGCCAUCAGCCACAGUACACGAAGCACCACAACUCAGAGGCUAGUGAUCCGCUCCAAGCUCCAAGAGGUGCUCCUUGUAAAUGCUCUGACCCGUACUGACCUGAUCACCUGUCUUCUUAAAUGUGAGCAGGCCGAGGCCAAAACUCAAUGUUUAUUGCUAACUCUUCAGUGUCUAGCUUGGCUUAGUGCGAUCCUAAACGAAUUCCCACCAUCCGAUACCCCGUUUUUUAUUUCCAAUCACGAUUGCUAACCUCGCUUAUCGUUCUACACUUGCAGAAAAGAGAAGAAAAAGAAAUAAUUACUUUUUAUUUCGCUCUUGAUUUCGAUCAUUUCAAAACUCGCAUACCAACCAACACACACACCUACAUCACAAUCCCCGCCUCUUGGCUAUCGAAGCAGGCGAUUGAACGAAUUUGAAUAUAAUACUCCAAAAUGCCACGCUGCCUGCGACGGGAACACGAAACAGAUCAGAUCCACAGAACACCUGAACCACUGAACCACUCACCCACUCGCAUACUCAGCACCACUCACGCCACGCCAAGCCACCACCCAAAACCCACUUACACUCAAGCGUUGCGGCUGUGCCGUGUCCGCCACUGAAGAAAUUCGGAAUUCGUGCACUUUCAAUUACUUGAACCCCAUCCGGGUUCUUCCGCGAGGAAGAGAUCAUUUGAGACAAUUAGACUACCAAUGCGAUAAUUAACGAGGGAGAAUUUUACGUUUGAAGGUCGUUCAUCAGAAGACAUCGGCAUAAUCUCGGCAACCAAGAGGAUUAUCUCGAAUUCGAGCACUAUUUAUCCCAAAUUGGGGGUACUCGAGAUCGGUUUCACCUGAUUUAAAGCUACACAGUCUCGAUUCUAUUCGAUUCGAAUCGUUUCGAAUUUAAAUUAUCGUUCACAUUUGCUUGGCCAAAGAUUCUGCUGGACGGCUGUUUAGGAACGAGAAUGAAAACUGCUUAUACACAUAGACUUAUUAUUACAAGAGUUGAUAAACAAUACUUACAUCAUUACCUAUGCUAUCAUUAUAAAUGAUAAAAAUAAAUUAUAAAUUAAUGAACAAUAUCUCUACACAACCAGAAGAUGGUGAACAUCGGCAGUAACAAUAACGAAAUGAGAAAGAGGACAAGCGCAUUAGCAUUAGCAGCCUAAGCAAUUACUACCAUACCAUGUACGACUUGUUUUUGGUCUUUUGCGAUACAUUAUCACAUUAUCUGUGUAGGUACACUUACUCCAAUAUUAUGUACGGAUUAAUAUAUUUAUUUAAACAAUUAUCGGUUGAUUACGCGACAUGUCCAUGUAGCUAGAAUAUGAAAUUAAUAUCGAUUACGGGGUAAAGAAAGAAGGAGGAAACAAUAAAAUUAAAGGCAUAUAUUUUUGAAUAUA
Messenger RNA from Drosophila santomea, 6626 nucleotides. RefSeq names its product PH and SEC7 domain-containing protein (gene Efa6). Gene Ontology annotation, biological process: regulation of ARF protein signal transduction. The record is from RefSeq and is a predicted model, not a curated record. NCBI's taxonomy places the organism in Eukaryota, Metazoa, Arthropoda, Insecta, Diptera, Drosophilidae. Bases 605 to 5212 code for a protein of 1535 amino acids. Gene Ontology annotation, molecular function: guanyl-nucleotide exchange factor activity; protein binding; phospholipid binding. The transcript is spliced from 14 exons.